AUGGCUGCGGACGAGUUCUCUCUGUCAGAGGAGAUGAAACCCAGCAGCAGUGCUCUCUUCGUACCUCCAGACGGUCUGUGCUGGGUGUCGGUGCUCUCCUGUCUGCUGCUGGCCUGCUCUUAUGUUGGCAGUCUGUACGUGUGGAAGAGCGACCUGCCCAGGGAUCACCCCACUGUGAUAAAGAGACGCUUCACCAGUGUGCUCAUCGUGUCGGGCGUGUCGCCUCUCUUCGUGUGGGCAUGGAGAGAAUUCACAGGUGUCAGGACUGGCCCAUCGUUACUGGCUCUCAUGGGGAUCCGGUUUGAAGGCCUCAUUCCUGCUGUCAUACUUCCUCUGAUGCUCACCAUGGUCCUGUUUCUGGGCCCUCUCAUGCAGUUGGCUAUGGACUGUCCCUGGAGCUUCCUGGAUGGGAUCCGGGUGGCUUUAGACCCGUGGUUCUGGUCGUUGUGUUUCAGCGACAUGCGCUGGUUGAGGAACCAGGUGGUGGCUCCGUUAACAGAGGAGCUGGUGUUCAGGGCCUGCAUGCUGCCCAUGUUGGUGCCCUGUGCUGGUCCUCUCACCGCCAUCUUCACCUGCCCCCUCUUCUUUGGAGUGGCUCACUUCCACCACGUGAUAGAGCUGCUGAGGUUCAGACAGGGGAGCCUGUCGGGGAUCUUCCUCUCUGCAGUAUUCCAGUUCUCCUACACAGCAGUGUUCGGGGCCUACACUGCCUUCAUCUUCAUCAGAACAGGUCACCUGAUGGGUCCGGUGCUCUGCCACUCCUUCUGUAACUACAUGGGUUUCCCAGCUGUCAGCACAGCGAUGGAGCACCCGCACCGCUUCACCGUCCUCACCUCCUACCUGAUGGGGGUUGUCCUCUUCCUGCUCUUCCUCUUCCCCUUCACUGACCCCUCCUUCUACGGCCUCCCCACCCCAGUGUGCACCCUCACCUCCUCCCCCAGCUCCCUGUGCCUCUCCUGAUCCCUGCCCUCCCCCCCCCACCCUCCCCUCUCCACACACACACUUCUCUGCUGUUGUCACGUCACCUCCCACUGAUGAAGCAGUUGAGGGUGUUUGUUUUUGCCAAGUUAGAGUUCAGGUCAGGUCAUGUUUUAGACCGACAGCCAUGUGGACUAAGAUGCCAUGGAGAGGGGAAGGCUGUAGCUGUUUUUCUACGCUCUGUGGACCGUUGAUAUGUUGAUGCAUUUCCAUGACAUAUUCCAGUUAAUCAGCUGAAGCUCUUACACAGAGUGACUCAGUUUGAAUAGGUGGGUUCAUGUUGCUGGGAAUGAACCCAGCGACAGCCUCUGUUGGCCUGGUUCUGGUUCUAGUGUGGUUAUAACACUGAAGGACAGUUCCUCCUCAGAUCCUCUCUCACUGAUAGAUCUCAUCCAUAUGUGAUGAAGCAUCAUAACGUACCUUUUUGGUGUACUCACUUUUCACUCGGCCUGCUUCAUCUUUUUAAAGGAUCAUUCUGGUUUAUUACAAUUUAGCUUUUAUUUUCAGAUAAGGUGGAUGAAGUGUUCACAACCUGUCUGAUAAUCCACUUAACCAAUAAAUAUGACGGCCAAAACUAUGAAAAUAAGACCUGAGUUGUAGAGUCCAGUUGGGUCUGGAUGGGGUUAUUUUGCUGCGCAACGCUUGGGUUCAGAUUUGGAUUUUAAAGGGGACAUAUCGUAAAACACUCCGUUUUCAGAGCUUGUUUACAUCCAUCUGGGUAGCUGGAGUGUCUACUAAUCAACAAACUGUAAAAUUA
This is a messenger RNA of Sebastes umbrosus (honeycomb rockfish), 1735 nucleotides long. RefSeq names its product Ras converting CAAX endopeptidase 1a (gene rce1a). Lineage: Eukaryota; Metazoa; Chordata; Actinopteri; Perciformes; Sebastidae. Gene Ontology annotation, molecular function: metalloendopeptidase activity. Gene Ontology annotation, biological process: CAAX-box protein processing. Gene Ontology annotation, cellular component: endoplasmic reticulum membrane. The record is from RefSeq and is a predicted model, not a curated record. The transcript is spliced from 8 exons. The coding region runs from base 1 to 960 and encodes 319 amino acids.